GGGAUGAGCGUCGGGGAACAUGGCGGUUCCGUGGAGGCGUUGUUGGAACUGGCUUGCAAACUCCACUAAUGCAAAUCUAUUAGAGACAGUUAGCUAUUUUAAUGCCACGUCUGCUCCCUUCUGCCUGUCGUCUCCGAGAAGGACUGUAUCCGUGGCUGGAGUGAAGAACGAGGGACAACCUCCAUCACGACCUGUGUACAUAAAUCCAAUUUUUAGGUCAUUUGUUAACAGGCACAAAUCAACGUUGCUGCAUCCCACACAACAGGUUUGCUGUUGCAAAAGGAUACACAGCGAUGUGAAACCAAUAGACCCCUUUACACUAGCUCAGAAAGACUUAGCACACUUAUACGACGACAUCAAAAAGGAGUUAUUUGUGUCCAAAGCAGAGCUCAAGUCUCUUUGUGACUACUAUUUUGAUGGAAAGGGCAAGGCCUUCCGACCUAUGAUAGUUAUUCUCAUGUCCCGGGCCCUCAACAUCCACAGCAACAGAGAUGGAGAUCUGCUCCCAGGGCAGCGGUCAAUAGCAAUGAUCUCAGAGAUGAUUCACACUGCCAGCCUGGUGCAUGACGAUGUCAUAGAUGGCUCGGACAAGCGGAGGGGAAAGAACACCAUCAAUAAUGUGUGGGGUGAAAGAAAGGCGAUCUUGGCAGGAGAUUACAUCCUUUCAGCUGCCUCGAUGGCCCUUGCCCGUAUUGGAAACACCACAGUGGUUUCAGUGCUGUCACAGGUCAUAGAGGAUCUGGUACGAGGUGAAUUCAUGCAGCUUGGUUCAAAGGAGAACGAGAAUGAGCGAUUUAAACACUACCUCGAAAAAACCUUCAAGAAGACUGCCAGUCUUAUUGCAAACAGCUGCAAAGCAGCAUCCAUUCUGGUGAACUCUGACCCUGAAGUUCAUGAAAUAGCCUAUCAGUAUGGGAAGAAUGUUGGUAUUGCAUUUCAGCUGGUAGAUGACAUGCUGGACUUCACGUCAUGUGCCAGCCAUCUGGGGAAGCCCUCAGCUGCAGACCUCAAGUUGGGUUUAGCCACUGGACCGGUCCUCUUCGCUUGUCAACAAUUUCCUGAGCUCCAUGCGAUGAUCAUGAGACGGUUCAGUUCCAAAGGAGAUGUAGAUCGUGCCUGGCAGUAUGUUCUCCAAAGCAACGGUGUGGAACAGACUAGCUACCUGGCGCAGCGCUACUGUCAGGAGGCCAUCAGGCAGAUCAACAUGCUCAGGCCGUCUGCCGAGCGAGAUGCCCUCAUGAGGCUCACAGAGAUGGUGCUUACCCGAGACAAGUGAAUCGCCACCGCCAGUCUUCAUUCCAGGCAGCUACGCAAGCCUCUGGCGCACGGAGAAGAGACGGUGGUCAGGGUUCAACUCACAAUGAGCAAGGGGAGAGUAGCAACGAGUGUCAAUUACGACGAUUUGAUUUUAUUGACUAUGGUGGAGGGAAAAAAGAAAGUUACCUGCCAGAAUCAGUGCAAGGGAUCAAAACCACAGCAAGGGGUCCCCUUUGAACUGAGAUCCAUUGUGUCACUUGGCCCAAAGCACUCGCCACCCCUCUCCAAAAUAUACAUAGGGGUGGUUUACUGAACAAAGAAUGCAACAUUUACAUAUAUUUAAACAAGUGGGUUUCAAUGCAAUUUCUGUUGAAGGUCAUCUGAUUAAAUUUCCUGGUUGGCUUUACAAUAAGUGUCAGACAUGACUGGUAAUAUAGAUUGCAUUGAAAACUACCGAAUCACUGUUUUCUCUAUAUAUGGUACUGUAAACGCAAUUACCUCUCUGAGCCCAAACUACAGAUGAAGCAGUUUGUUUCUUGCUAGUAACAGGCUGGGGUGGAUUUGCAAAAUGUAUGUAAUUCCAAAUGAAAUGGAAGAGAAGUAUUGCCAUUGGUGUGUACACGUGGAUCUGUGUUAUGACUUGGAGAUCCGUCCACUCAACAGGCCAAAAGUCUUGUCAUGUCGACUUUUAUAAAAUCAAGAAAUGUUAUUAGAAUACUUGUGUAAAAAAGUGCUCUAUAAACAGUCAAGGCCUUAACAUCCACAAUGACCAUGUACUCAAAUUAAAAGUCUUUUUCAAGUUGAGCCUCCGACUCUCUUUGAUGCAAAUGGUCACACUCAUACGUAUUGUACAUAUAACUGUUUAUUAUAAAAGGCUGUACAUUAAUUUUUCAAUUAACAUUUUAUUAUAUACAAAUUAAGGGUAGAAAGAUAACUCAAUAGUUCUACCCAUGAAAUUGAGCUGAUACACUGGACAUCGGAAAGCAAACAGACAAAAUAUCAAGGCAUUAGCUGCAAUAUCCUGAAAUGGUACA
Lampris incognitus (smalleye Pacific opah) is the source of this 2291-nucleotide messenger RNA. It is a transcript of the gene pdss1, whose product is annotated as prenyl (decaprenyl) diphosphate synthase, subunit 1. Gene Ontology annotation, cellular component: mitochondrion; transferase complex. Gene Ontology annotation, molecular function: prenyltransferase activity. The transcript is spliced from 11 exons. The record is from RefSeq and is a predicted model, not a curated record. Gene Ontology annotation, biological process: ubiquinone biosynthetic process; isoprenoid biosynthetic process. Bases 20 to 1276 code for a protein of 418 amino acids. Lineage: Eukaryota; Metazoa; Chordata; Actinopteri; Lampriformes; Lampridae.